This is a messenger RNA of Fusarium odoratissimum NRRL 54006, 531 nucleotides long. RefSeq lists its product as uncharacterized. The record is from RefSeq and is a predicted model, not a curated record. Bases 1 to 531 code for a protein of 176 amino acids. The transcript has 2 exons. Lineage: Eukaryota; Fungi; Ascomycota; Sordariomycetes; Hypocreales; Nectriaceae.
AUGGAUGCCCUAGUACGUACUGUUUCUUGCUACCUGAAAAAGGAAAUGCUAUGGAUUGCACUGGUUACCGCUCACACUGAUACCCCCGGCGGACGGACGGCACCCCAUAGCUUUGCGGAGCAUUGUCGUUGCGGUGGUGGACGAGGUAUGGUUAGCAUGCCCAAUCACAUUACAGCAAAACCCGAAGGACAGGACAUGCUCCGAAGUGGUUUCGGAACGGCUCAAGGGCAGAGCUCUCCUCUAAGCCGAUACGAAGCAAUCCCAGACCACAUCACAUUCAUGUCAGGCAACGGUUUGACUGAACCGCGGGGCAGAGCAGGGAUGUUUAAGCAGUACUACGAAGAAAGGAGCAGUUACAAAACUAUCAGCGAACGUUGCAGUAUGUACUGCUUCAACGUGCCCGGCGCCUUUGAUCACUGGACCGAUGAACUGUCCCUUGAUAGACUGCCAACUGCUUCAACGGAUCUUGCUACUGGUUCUGUCAUGGCCUGUAACCCUUCUGCUUCCACAGCUCUCUGGACUCCCCGCUAA